CCACUUUCCUUCUCAACUUCACCACAAUUCACAAUGGCUAACCCCUCCUUCGUCAUGCAAAAGGUCCUCGACGUCUCCUUCGAGGACCGGCCGAUCCCAAAACUGAUCUCACCCCGCGACGUCCGCAUCGAAAUCAAGCAGACCGGCAUCUGCGGUUCUGAUGUCCACUACUACACCCACGGCGCCAUCGGCAGCUUCAUCGUCAAGGCCCCCAUGGUCCUCGGCCACGAGUCCGCCGGGAUCGUCGCCGAAGUCGGCCCCGAGGUCACCUCCCUCAAGGUCGGCGACCGCGUCGCCCUCGAGCCCGGCGUGCCCUGCCGCUUCUGCGACCACUGCAAGGCCGGCAAGUACAACCUCUGCGCAGACAUGAAGUUCGCCGCCACGCCCCCCUACGACGGCACCCUUUGCCGCUACUACGUCCUCCCCGACGACUUCUGCGUCAAGCUCCCCGACAACGUCUCCCUCGAGGAAGGCGCGCUCGUCGAACCCCUCUCCGUCGCCGUCCACGUCACAAAGCUCGCUGACGUCCAGGUCGGCUCGACCGCAAUCAUCUUCGGCGCCGGCCCGGUCGGUCUUCUUUGCUGCGCCGUCGCAAAGGCAUUCGGCGCCACAACCGUCGUCGCCGUCGACCUCGUCCAGUCCCGUCUCGAUCUCGCGCUCGAUCUCGCGGCAACGCACUCGUACGUUCCCCAGAAAGGCGACUCCGCCGCCGACUCGGCCGCAAAGAUCAUCGCCAUGCUCGGCGGCAAGCAACCCGAUUUCGCAAUCGACGCCUCCGGCGCCGGCGCGUCUGUCAACACCGCUAUCCACGUGCUCAAGCAGGGCGGAAACUACGUCCAGGCCGGCAUGGGCGCGCCCGAGAUCUCGUUCCCGAUCACCGAGUUCACCGUCAAGGAGAUCACCGCUCGCGGCUCGUUCAGAUACGGACCUGGUGAUUACCAGCUCGCGGUCGCGCUUGUGGCGAGCGGAAAGGUCGAUGUCAAGAAGCUCAUCACGCAUCGUGUCAAGUUCGAGGAGGCAGAGGAGGCGUUCAAGCUCGUGCUCAAGGGCCAGGGCGUCAAGAUCCUCAUCGAGGGUCCUGCUGCUCCUGCUGCUUAAGCUGGGCUUUGAGUGAGGGAGAAACAAAAAUAUAUAACAUGGGGGAAGCGCAUCGCUUUAUUUAGACUUGGCCUAGAGAUCAACCGGCC
Myxozyma melibiosi is the source of this 1187-nucleotide messenger RNA. RefSeq names its product xylitol dehydrogenase. Gene Ontology annotation, molecular function: L-iditol 2-dehydrogenase (NAD+) activity; zinc ion binding. NCBI's taxonomy places the organism in Eukaryota, Fungi, Ascomycota, Lipomycetes, Lipomycetales, Lipomycetaceae. The record is from RefSeq and is a predicted model, not a curated record. The transcript is spliced from 2 exons. Gene Ontology annotation, biological process: D-sorbitol catabolic process. The coding region runs from base 34 to 1098 and encodes 354 amino acids.